UUUCAUUGCACAUUUUGCCAGCUUGAAAAAAUCUUGUUUGGAGAAACUCGGGCAACUGAUGGAUGAGUACAAGGAAGAUAUUAAGCAGUUUUAUUUUUUGGAUACAUUGGAUUUGUUUAAAAGAGCCAUCGUUCAUCCGAAUGCGCAUGGUUCCAAUUCCUUGAAAAAGGUUCUUCCUGCACUUUGUCCAGACUUUCAGUACGGCGUCUUUGGUGAGGAAGUAAGUGGAGAUGAUAUUGACGCAGCGGACAUGGAUGGCGGUAAUGGUGGUAGGCAAGAUGAGCAGAAGGGCGAAAACGCUAUGGGUGUGUAUCGCCUGUGGUAUCACCACGAGGGUGGGGGUUCGCUUAAGGAUCUUCAUCAAGUUUCCAUGAGAGAUUCUCAACGUCGAAGUGCGAAGGGUAAAUCUGAGCACGCGGGGAGCACGGAACUGGUCUUACCGCCAGCUCGGCAAGACUUUCGAGAGAAGGCGUGGGCGCUAUUGCGGAUUCAACUUUUAGAGUACUGCUCACUUGACACCAAGGCCUUGUAUGAAAUCAUGCGGCAGGUGUGGCGUGAGAAGGAGUCGGUGAAGGGAAUCAAGCCGGACAAGGGCGGCUGGGUCAUGGCAACCCCGCUCUCUCGGGAGUUUGAAUUGUGA
Molecule: messenger RNA, 640 nt
Organism: Trypanosoma cruzi
Lineage: Eukaryota; Euglenozoa; Kinetoplastea; Trypanosomatida; Trypanosomatidae
Exons: 1
Source: RefSeq, a predicted model, not a curated record